Molecule: messenger RNA, 723 nt
Organism: Encephalitozoon cuniculi GB-M1
Lineage: Eukaryota; Fungi; Microsporidia; Unikaryonidae
Exons: 1
Coding region: 1-723 (240 amino acids)
Source: RefSeq, marked provisional
AUGGAUAUAAAAGACCUAAUAGUGAGAAUACUUGAGGGCAGGGAUAUAGGAGUGACUGGGGAGAUACAAUCCAUGGAAGGAGACGUCGGAGAUCCUCAUGAAAUUCCAACAAACGAUCUGCUGAAGUAUACUGCUCCAUAUAUCAAAGGAACCGUGAGUGAUAAGGAUGGGAAUAGAGCCGAGGCUCUCGACCUCUUCAAGGAGUAUUGCGAAGACUGUGAGUAUUUAGGACUUGUUGGAAGAGAAACUGUAGAGUUAUGCAAGGGAAAUGGAAGAGAUAACAAGAUGAGGCUGUGGAGGAAGGCUAAGGAAUUUAAAUAUGACUUUAUAGACUGGGAUGAUAGGGAAUGGGUAAUGAAGCUGCUUGAGUACUUUUAUGUUUUGUCGAUGAGGAACAUUGAGCAUCUGAGUAGAGAGAUCAUGCUGCUUCGGGAUACAGAUGAUAGGAAGCCCAGCGGAAGGGAUGGAAUUGAGUGCAUAAGAGUCGACUCUCGUGGAAGAAUUGAAAAUAUGCUGGUUAAAAGAAACAAUCCUACCAUGACUCUUGACGAAUUUGCAGACAAGAUAAUGUCAAGCAUGGAGAAGACUGGGGCUCCCUCGGCUGAAGAGGAUGAAUCUUCAAGCACUUCAAGCGAUAAGCACUCGAGGUCGGAGCUUCUGAAAAGAGACGAGGAAAGAGAUGAAAGGGAGAUAAAUCGCGGAAACACAACAGGAGUAGGGUAG